Lactuca sativa (garden lettuce) is the source of this 2028-nucleotide messenger RNA. Its product is annotated as protein FAR1-RELATED SEQUENCE 5. Lineage: Eukaryota; Viridiplantae; Streptophyta; Magnoliopsida; Asterales; Asteraceae. The record is from RefSeq and is a predicted model, not a curated record. Gene Ontology annotation, molecular function: zinc ion binding.
AUGAAGGAUUUUUACAUGAGUGUUGAUCUGGAAGCUGAAUUUAUGGAAAAGAGAGUAACAAAUCCCAUGCAUAAUGAUAGUGAUGAAGACCCUAAAGACCCUGAAGAUUUGGAUGUAAUUGAUAAUGACCAAUGGGAUUCAAUGGAUGAGGGUUCUGAUAUGGAAAGGAAAAGGAGAGUUUUAUUAAAAGAAUUAGGGAAGGAGACAAGGUGCUCUCAAGGGGAGAUACAUAAAGUUACUUUUAGGAUAGGACAAAAAUAUAAAAGUAAAAAGAAGUUAAAGGAAAAAAUACAAUUGCAUGCAUUGGAAACCAGGAGGAAUAUAUUCUUCAAGAAAAACGACAAAACAAGGUUAAGAGCUUUAUGCAAAGGGACUGUAGCCUUUAAUGAGGGUGAUGCUGGUGAACCUACCCUUUGUCCUUGGGUGAUACAAGGUUCUAGAUCAAAUAAAGAUGGUAGUUGGAUGAUUAAAACAUAUAACCACGAACACAGAUGCUUGCAUACAAGAAAAGUGAGAUCUGCAACUGCAAAGUUAAUUGGGAAGCAAAUAAUGGAUCAGGUUGAAUUAAACCCAACAAUCCCUGUGAAAGCUUUAAAAGAGCAACUGCAAAAGGAAUAUCAAGUGGGUUUCUCUAUACAUCAGAUUUUCAAGGCUAAAUCUAAUGCAAAAAAACAAGUGCAAGGGGAUUACAGCAAACAGUAUGAGGUUCUCAAAGAUUAUGUCUUAGAGCUACAGUCUACCAAUCCAGAUACAACUGUGAAGUUAGAAUUUGAGUCUGAACCCAACUCCAAUGCCACCUCAAGAAGAUUUAAAAGAAUUUGUGUGUGUCUGGGUGGAAUGAAGAAAGGGUUUAGAGCUUGCCUGAGGGAUUUUCUUGGUUUUGAUGGGGCAUUUAUGAAGGGCCCUUUCCCGAGACAGAUAUUGACUGCAGUUGGGGUAGACUCAAACAAUGGAAUAUACCCCUUGGCUUAUGCCAUUGUUGAGUCUGAGAAUACUCAAAGCUGGAAAUGGUUUCUUGAGAUUUUAGGAGAUGACCUAGACCUAUAUGCAAACUCAAACUUCACAUUUAUAAGUGAUAGACAAAAGGGUUUACAAGCAGCCAUUGCUCAGUUGUUUCCAUGUGCUGAGCACAGAUAUUGUCUCAGGCAUAUACAUGAUAAUAUGAAAAGAACAUGGAGAUCCAUUGAACACAAAGAACACUUGUGGAAUUGUGCCACAACAACAACAGUCCAAGAGUUCAACCACUUAAUGAAUGAAUUCAACUUAUUUGACAAGGAUGCAUAUAAUUGUUUGAAGCAGAUCCCCCCACAACACUGGCCAAGAAGCCACUUCACAGGGAGAGCAAUAUCAGAUAUGCUUUUAAAUAAUCUUUGUGAAGUUUUCAACAACAAAUUGGUUGAAGGAAGGGAUAAGCCACUAAUAACUUGCUUGGAGUACAUCAGGGAAUACAUGAUGAAAAGAAUCUGUAAUGUCAUCAAGGUGCAAAAUAAGUGUGUAGGGCCUCUAACUCCUUCUGCAACAAAGAUUAUGGACAAAAAUGUCUAUUUGGCAUCUCAUUACACAACUAGGUGGAAUGGUUCAGACAAAUACCAAGUGAAAGGGCCAUGGCAGGAUCAACAAGUUGUUGAGAUGGCAGAAAGGGUAUGCAGCUGCAGGAAGUGGGAAUUAACUGGCCUCCCUUGUAAACAUGUCAUAGCUGUCCUAAAUGAUAAAGCAGAUAAUGGUGAAAAGAUUGGAGAGUUACACACUUAUGUCCACAGGGUGCAUUGGCUAGAAACUUGGAAAGCAACUUAUGUUCAUAAUGUAGAGCCUAUUAAAGGGAGAGAAAUGUGGCCUAUAAGUGAUUGCCCAAUUAAAAUCACCCCUCCUCUGCACCAUAAUCAGCCUAGGAGACCCAAGAAAAAAGAAGGCAAUUUGCAGGGGAGAGAAGCCAGAAGAAGGGAGAGAAUGGUAAUGGUGCUAGUGGGAGUCAAACUGAUGGGGCUAGUGGGAGUCAAACUCAUGCUGCAAGUGGGAGUGGGAAGUUAA